Mucor velutinosus is the source of this 1149-nucleotide messenger RNA. RefSeq lists its product as uncharacterized. NCBI's taxonomy places the organism in Eukaryota, Fungi, Mucoromycota, Mucoromycetes, Mucorales, Mucoraceae. The record is from RefSeq and is a predicted model, not a curated record. Bases 1 to 1149 code for a protein of 382 amino acids. The transcript has a single exon.
AUGACAAGCCAACAGGUGAUACAAACCAUCAUACAACAACACAAGAUACCAAGGCAAUGCAUUCCGUUGCUUGCAGUAUUUAUUAUAGCAAAGACACCUACUAUUCUGCUGGCAGGAUUCGUAUUAGGCUAUUUCAUGCUAUUUAAACAGGACACUGAGCAAAGGACGCCCAAGCUGAUAGAAGCACCACCUCAGCAGCAGCCUACACCUCGUGCCUCUUCUUUAGAUUACGAUAAUGAACCACACUAUGCAUCCAUUAACCAUGCUGUGCUCACACACGAACAAGAUCAGCAAGAUGAUGUUUCCAAUGCCUCUAUUGAUUUUGAAAAUCUCUUGAAAUUCCCUUCUUGUCCAACUACAUUACCAAGGUUAGACACCCAUUUUAAUUUCGUCAGUGAUGAUUAUCACCAGUUGCAGCAGAACAAUUCCGUCGAUUGGUCUGCUAUACACCAAGAGCUUGAAUAUGACCAACAAAGAAAUGCUAAGCCCCCUACAGCGACCAUGGAAAGAGAACCACAGCACCCUUUAUACAUAUCUCCAUCACAAAAUGACUUGCUCACAUUCUCCUCUGCAUCUUCGUCCUCUUGCUCUGAUGCUGAUGUCUCUUCUUUGCUGUCAUUAGAGUCUACUCGCAUGCUGAAACAGACAACAGUGACAAGCCCCAAGACCCCUUUACCGCUCAAUGACAAUAGUACAGCAGCUAUUUUGCUAGUGGAUCAACCCCAAGACCAUCUUACACUGCUGUCACCACCACCAUCAUCAUCAGCAGAGAUGUCGACUACAUCUUUUACGAGCCAUAUCAACAACAUGGCAUUACUGGAUGAUAUAGUAUUACUGCCAGCACCAACACCACUACCAAAACCCUCGUUAUCAAGUCCAGGACAAUUAUUCAAAAGCAAGUUUCAAAAGGCUGUCAACAAGAUGAAGAAAGCGAAUUCCAACAGUAGUGAUCAGAGCAGCAACAGUAAUAGUAGAAGAUCAAGUACCAUUAGUCAAGAUAGCUUCGCUACCAACAGAAAAACAAGUUCGCUACAGAUACAGGCCUACUUUCCUCCUCAGCAACAACCCCAUGGGUCACCAAGGCCAUCCGCCUCUGCACGUUUAAAUGAGCACUUAAAGGGUCGAUUUCAUAAACUAUUCAAGAAAUAA